This is a messenger RNA of Pichia membranifaciens NRRL Y-2026, 438 nucleotides long. RefSeq lists its product as hypothetical. The record is from RefSeq and is a predicted model, not a curated record. The annotation marks the transcript as partial. The transcript has a single exon. NCBI's taxonomy places the organism in Eukaryota, Fungi, Ascomycota, Pichiomycetes, Pichiales, Pichiaceae.
CUCCUUGCUCUUGCUGCUUCAGCAGUCGCCGCUUCCGCAGAAGACAUCUAUUUGAUCGCCAAGUCCAACUCCAACAAUACGGAAAUCAGCAACAAGGGUGUCGGUUUCAUCCACGAAGGGGCAGGCAUCAACUACGGCUUCCUAGGGGCCGAAGGCCAGGGCGCCACUUUGUCCUACAACGAAACCGAAAAGCAAAUCAUCCUUGACACGGGCGUGCUGCAGUUCUUCAGAGUCUCCAGUGGCUAUGUGGCUGUUAGUGUCGAAGGGCCAGACUCCGAAAUCACCUUCGACAACAACGACUUCUUGUUGGUCAACGGUUCUUCCAAGCAUUUCUUUGGUUGUAAAAACACCAACGACCCAUAUCAAUACUCUGUCAGCUCCUACGAAGUCAUGUAUUACCCGGAGGAUGCUCCAUCUGGCUGUCUUCCGUUGACUCUC